Messenger RNA from Trichomycterus rosablanca, 2219 nucleotides. It is a transcript of the gene efnb3a, whose product is annotated as ephrin-B3a. Gene Ontology annotation, cellular component: plasma membrane. Lineage: Eukaryota; Metazoa; Chordata; Actinopteri; Siluriformes; Trichomycteridae. Bases 90 to 1130 code for a protein of 346 amino acids. Gene Ontology annotation, molecular function: ephrin receptor binding. Gene Ontology annotation, biological process: axon guidance; ephrin receptor signaling pathway. The transcript has 4 exons. The record is from RefSeq and is a predicted model, not a curated record.
GCAUUUACACGCUUGAGAAGGCUCUCAUGAACCUUACAUUUUUGAAGAAUCUCAGAAACUGCAUUUUCUAAAGAGUCUUUUUGGCCAUCAUGGGUUUCUUUUGGAGGAUGGAGAUAGGCUGCAAACUUUUAAAAUGGCCUCAUGGAUUUACAGUUCUAUUCGUCAUCCUGUUGGAGAGUUUAACGGUCAGGGCAGCCAACCUGGAGCCGAUCUACUGGAACUCCCUUAAUAGCAGGUUUGGGGAUGAGCGGGGCUAUGUGAUCUACCCUCAGAUGGGGGACCGUUUGGACCUGGUGUGUCCUGCAUCCUCAUCUUUGCCACAGUAUGAGUUCUAUAAGCUGUACCUGGUGUCGGAGCGCGAGCAGGCCGACAAAUGUGAGGUAAACGACGCCUCCAACUUGCUGCUCACAUGCGACAAACCCAAUGCUGACACCCGCUUCACCAUCAAGUUCCAGGAGUUCUCGCCAAACCUGUGGGGUCACGAAUUUAAGAACCUGCAUGACUACUACAUCCUAGCUACAUCAGACGGGUCAAGGCAGGGCAUUGAUGGCAGAAGAGGAGGGGUGUGUGCAACACGAGGGAUGAAGGUGGUGCUCAAAGUAGGACAGAGUCCGUACGGACCCCUUCCAAAACCGAAGUUCGACCCUGAUAGACCCAGCAACAGAAUUCCAAGUACUAAAGAACAUGGCCUGGACUCCUCUAACACCGCAAACGAAGACGAAUCUGGUGAGAUAGACAGAAAUAACGGCACUGUUUCCUCAUCUGUUACGGCGGUAAUUUUGGGUGGAGUGGGCGGAGCUUUGUUUCUGCUCCUGAUUGUUGUGGUGAUCGUCGUAGUGUGUUACCGCCGAAGGAGGGCCAAACAUUCGGAGACCCAGCGCCCGAGCCUUUCUCUCUCCUCCCUUGCGCCCAGAAGGGGCGGGGCCAACGGAGGGAACAAUGCGGGAGUCAUCGUCAGGAACAACAUCGGUGGUGGCACAGAGCCUAGUGACAUCAUCAUCCCACUACGGACGUCUGAGUCCGCCUACUGCCCCCAUUACGAUAAAGUUAGCGGAGAUUACGGACAUCCGGUCUACAUCGUGCAAGAAAUGGCAGCACAGAGCCCGGCUAACAUCUACUAUAAAGUAUGAGGAUGGACCUCUCUCACACACACACACACUGGGACCUCGUCUUUCCUAACAAACUGAGAUGAACAUCUCAAACCAAAUGUAUUUGAUCAGCCAGGACUUUUUAUUGUUUGAAGUUUCUUAUGGUUUGCACUGAAACUAAGAGAUGUUGCUAAUAAUGGAAACUUAUGGCUAUCAAGCAAACCCUGCUGAAGUUUCCUCACGCUCAUUUCACAGCAGUGUUUCAGUAACCGUUUUAAUAUUGUUUGUAGAUAUGAUUAUAUUAGAGAUAUUUAUGUAUUUGAGCAUGUAAUAUUGGUGCUGCACAGCUCCAGUGUAAUGGGUUCAAUCGUGAGUUCAACUAACUGUUCGUUUGGAAAAUUGGCUUGUUCUCUUAAUGCUUUUAAAGCUGGACUGGCUACACUGAAUUGCCCUUAGGUUGAAGCAAGUGAGUGAGUGAGUGAGUGAGAGGCACCAUGUGAUAAAUUGGUGGCCUGUGUGUCCAGUGUUUCUGAGUGGUGUCAGACCCACAGUGGUACUGGUCCAUGCUGAAGUGGUUAGUAAUAAUAAAUGAAGGAAUGGAUGAGAUUAGUAUUAUUGGGAUACUGUAUUAGUGCAUUGAGGUGGUACUGUUUGAGCUGCACUGUCCAAGUUUGGUAUGUUCUCUCAAUUUCCAUUUCCCAGGGGUACUGCUGUUUUUUCCCACCUCCAAAAUUAUGACAGUAAGUGGAUCGGCUACUGUAAGGUUGACCAAGUGACUCAUUGCCAACCGAGAUGUUGGCACAGUGUGAACAUUAUUUUCUGCCAGUUGACUCUUCAGUUUAUUGUGGCACUGAGAAAUGAAGAACCAACCAUGAAAAGGUAAAAAUAGUUCUUUUAAGAACCAUUUUUGGUAUUUUUAUUUACUUGUGUAAUUUUGUUGAUUGGAUUGGUUCUUUAAAGCCUGUGUGUGUUUGUUAGAGCCAGUGAGUUAAAAAUCUGAGAGCUUUGUACUAACCUGCAGUAGAGAUUGGCACUGAUGCCAUCUAUCGCUUCCUGUUUCUUACCACAUGUAGUAAAUGUUUGAACAACAGCACUGUGUGUGUUUGUGUGUGUGUGUGUGUGUAUUUGAUG